Molecule: messenger RNA, 1223 nt
Organism: Diabrotica virgifera virgifera (western corn rootworm)
Lineage: Eukaryota; Metazoa; Arthropoda; Insecta; Coleoptera; Chrysomelidae
Product: aldo-keto reductase family 1 member B1
Exons: 5
Coding region: 209-1159 (316 amino acids)
Cellular component (GO): cytosol
Molecular function (GO): aldose reductase (NADPH) activity
Source: RefSeq, a predicted model, not a curated record
UGCACAGAUUUGACAGACGUCAGCGUUAUUGUAUUUGUAUUGUUUAGUGGUGAGUGGUGAAAUUUAAAAUAUGUUUCUAAACAAACUGAUAAGACUGUAUGAUAGCCUAUAAUUUUUUCUAGUAAAAAUUUAUAAAAACAGUGAUUUAAUUUCAAUUGCUUCACUUUCCACGAGCACCUCCAGUGUUUUAGAUAUAAUAAAUAUCAAAAUGGUCCAAGUGCCCACUGUUAAAUUUAACAAUGGAAAUGAAAUUCCUAUUUUUGGUCUAGGAACAUGGAAGUCAAAACCUGGUGAGGUAGCUCAAGCAGUAAAAGAUGCCAUCGACAUCGGCUACAGACACAUCGACUGUGCUUUUGUCUACGGCAACGAGAAAGAAGUAGGUGAAGCUUUGGCCGCCAAAUUCGCCGAUGGUACCGUGAAAAGAGAAGAUAUUUUCAUCACCAGCAAACUGUGGAACACUUACCACAGACCCGACUUGGUUGAAAAGUGCUUGCAACAGACUUUGAGCAAUUUAGGUAUACAAUACUUGGAUCUGUAUUUGAUCCACUGGCCUAUGGCAUACAAGGAAGACCUCGAUAUUUUUCCAAGAAGAGAAGAUGGUUCAAUCAUCUUUAGCGAUGUAGAUUAUGUAGACACGUGGAAGGAAAUGGAAAAAGUACAGCAGAAAGGUCUCGUUAAGUCCAUUGGUGUCUCCAACUUCAACGAAAAACAGAUCGAAAGAGUUCUAAAGAUUGCAAAGAUCAAGCCAGUCAACAAUCAGGUAGAAUGUCACCCCUACCUCAACCAAAAGAAACUCAUCGACUUUUGUAGAUCCAAAGACAUCACCGUCACGGCAUAUAGUCCUCUGGGAUCUCCCGACCGCCCGUUUGCCAAACCCGGCGAUGUUGAGCUCUUACACGAUCCUAAACUGAAAGAUCUAGCUGCCAAACACAACAAGAGUCCAGCUCAGAUUUUACUGAGGUUUCAAGUCGAAAGGGGUGUCAUAGUCAUUCCUAAAUCAGUUAACAAGGGUAGAUUGGAACAGAAUAUCGACAUUUUCGAUUUUUCUUUGAGUAAAGAAGACUUAGCAACGUUGGAGAGCUUUGAUUGUGACGGAAGAUUGAUCCGUCUUGAUGCGGCUCUUGGACAUCCUCACCACCCAUUUCUUCCGACUCAGUAAUUUAUAAUAAUUGUUCUUUGUUAAGUUAAAAUUUGAACAAUAAACUAUUUUUAGAAAUAUAUAA